Molecule: messenger RNA, 870 nt
Organism: Branchiostoma floridae (Florida lancelet)
Lineage: Eukaryota; Metazoa; Chordata; Leptocardii; Amphioxiformes; Branchiostomatidae
Exons: 6
Coding region: 187-870 (227 amino acids)
Molecular function (GO): zinc ion binding
Source: RefSeq, a predicted model, not a curated record
UCACUACUUCUUAGUCUUUUUUUUUUUUCUUGUGUAAUAUUUUGGGAGAAAAUGACCCUUGCCCUCUUGACUUCCGUCAUGUGUUUCCGGUUGUUUUGAUUUUCCCGCCGUACGGGCUUUCUGUCAUCCGUUCCGGGCUGUUAUAUUUCUGUUCCUAAUGUGGUUUAAUUAAUACGUUUAAUCAAUAUGAGUUCUUCAAACAGCUACAUUAGCUCUUUGGAGCCUAAUGACCGAACCAGGUAUUUUGAGAAAUUAAUGGUAAGUGUCGAAGACGCCGGCGAUAGUUCAAACCCGGAAGUGACUGGUUCGGCGGUGACUGGUGACGGUGUACGCCUACCUGACCCAUACAGUCUGACAGGUUGGAAGGAUGAUUUGAGCCUCUGGCCAGAUACGGACUAUGGGUGCAUCUACACCUACCUAAUCGAGGCUCCAGGUCCGUUUAACGGAGAAGCCAUGAAAGCCUAUAAAUCCCUGGAGGCGUACAAUCUCUUUAUAAGUGGCCAUGUGAGGGAGUGCAGGUACCACCCUAUUGGAAAAAAUGUGAAGGUCUGCUUCCUUAAGGCCAAGGUUGUGCCAGGACAGAGAGUAACAGAGACUCCUCACAACCCAUGGGUGUGUUUGACCAAAAAAGAGGGUUAUGUCAUGGCAGCUCACUGCACUUGUAUGGCAGGAUUGGGAGAGGUCUGCAGCCAUGUGGCUGCACUGCUGUUCGCAGUGGAGGCCUCCAGGUCUCUUCAGGAAAAACGGACGUCAUGCACCAGCAGAAAGGCCGUGUGGAACAAAUAUUACAAAGAUAAGGUUGAUCCACAAAGGGCUGAGGACAUGGACUUUUCGCACCCUAAACAUGGAGUGCAUCUCCUGAUGGGAUGA